AGUUUAGUCUCCGGUUUCGUCAAAAGUGCUCAUGCGGAACCUUUUUGAGAUGAGACGUGAUUUCAGUCCGGACGAAUAUCCACAGCGCCCCAAUAAACAUGGCUGACAUUCCAAGUGAUGCGCCACAGCACUGCCCCGGGACGGCCAGUGAGCAGGCAGGGAAGACGUCAGCAUGUCAGGGUUGUCCCAACCAGAACCUCUGUUCCUCUGGAGCCACUAAAGCACCAGACCCAGCUAUAGAGGAGAUAGCAGAGAAGAUGUUAACAGUGAAACAUAAGAUCUUGGUCCUGUCAGGGAAAGGAGGUGUAGGGAAGAGCACCUUCAGCGCACAUCUGGCCCACGCACUGGCUAGUGACGCCACUAAAGAGGUUGCUCUCCUAGAUGUGGACAUCUGUGGUCCGUCUAUCCCCAGGAUCAUGGGUCUGGAGGGAGAGCAGGUCCAUCAGAGUGGUUCCGGCUGGUCUCCUGUGUAUGUAGAGGA
This is a messenger RNA of Oncorhynchus keta (chum salmon), 481 nucleotides long. RefSeq names its product cytosolic Fe-S cluster assembly factor nubp1-like. Lineage: Eukaryota; Metazoa; Chordata; Actinopteri; Salmoniformes; Salmonidae. The annotation marks the transcript as partial. The record is from RefSeq and is a predicted model, not a curated record. Gene Ontology annotation, biological process: iron-sulfur cluster assembly. Gene Ontology annotation, cellular component: cytosol. Gene Ontology annotation, molecular function: ATP-dependent FeS chaperone activity; iron-sulfur cluster binding; ATP binding. The transcript has 6 exons.